Hermetia illucens (black soldier fly) is the source of this 949-nucleotide messenger RNA. RefSeq names its product m-AAA protease-interacting protein 1, mitochondrial. The record is from RefSeq and is a predicted model, not a curated record. The coding region runs from base 38 to 865 and encodes 275 amino acids. The transcript is spliced from 4 exons. Gene Ontology annotation, molecular function: ribosome binding. Gene Ontology annotation, biological process: protein insertion into mitochondrial inner membrane from matrix; inner mitochondrial membrane organization. Gene Ontology annotation, cellular component: mitochondrial inner membrane. NCBI's taxonomy places the organism in Eukaryota, Metazoa, Arthropoda, Insecta, Diptera, Stratiomyidae.
CAUUCAACAGAUCAAAUGCACGGAAUUGAACGUAGUCAUGGCGCUGUCAACGUUACAAUUUCGGUUCGCGGUUAUAUAUCGUGAAAGUUUUAAACGAAGCUUCUCCGCUCUUCCCUCGUCAGGGACCCUCAUCAAUAGAAACACAAACAAAUCUCUCGAAACAAGCAAUGUCAAUCCACAGAUCCUUCCAAAAACAUUUCCAAGCGGAUAUAACCAACCAAGUGUCUGCCGGCACUUCUCUUCCGACUCGUCGGACAUUUCCAAUCCGCGAAAAAGAAGUCUUCCCCAGUUGAUGGAUUUUCCUGAGAUUGUGUGGCCGUCCGUCCUGAAAACCAUUAAAAACUGGAUUCUAGUCAACUUCAUUAUUCGCCCAUACUUCGAUCGGGAGUUCACCGUUCCAGAUUUUGUGGCUGGCGCUAAGCAGGCAUUGCAGGUUGUUUCCGCAAAACUAGCAGAAGGCGACAUAGCUGUCCUAAAUGGCCUCGUCUCUAGUGAUAUAGUUGCCGAGCUCAAAGCUUCCGUUUCGAAAAUGUCCGUUGCACAGAGGAGUGAGCUCAGAGUAGACAAGGAUGAUAUUUACUUGUCAUUCCCGUACCAGAUUGGGAUAAUGUUCGAUGAAUCAAACGAAAAAAUCCAGAAACGCUGGGUGGAAAUCACGAUGGUGUUUCAUGUGUUACGUGGUCUGAAGGAAAUGCAAGAAAGAGGGCAAUCGCCCCCACUCAAUUUAGGAAUGAUGCCCGAGUAUCGAGACAAAAUGUCUAUUUGCAAUUACCGAUUCAUCAAAGAAUUCACACAAGGCUGCGAAUCGGAUUGGACAAUAAACGUAGCAAAUCAUUUCAAACCUUCAGAUUACAUAAAUGAAUAAGAUUUAAAGGGUGUAAAAGUAAAGUUUCAGAGAGAAUUGUUCAUUUGUUAUUUAAAAAAGUAAAUUUUAUAUAAACUAAAUGAA